Aspergillus niger is the source of this 1278-nucleotide messenger RNA. RefSeq lists its product as uncharacterized. The record is from RefSeq and is a predicted model, not a curated record. Gene Ontology annotation, biological process: nicotinic acid riboside biosynthetic process; inosine salvage; nicotinamide riboside biosynthetic process. The coding region runs from base 1 to 1278 and encodes 425 amino acids. The transcript has 7 exons. NCBI's taxonomy places the organism in Eukaryota, Fungi, Ascomycota, Eurotiomycetes, Eurotiales, Aspergillaceae. Gene Ontology annotation, molecular function: magnesium ion binding.
AUGACUACCCGCUACCGCGUUGAAUAUGCUCUCAAGGUAGGCAGUCAUCUCUGCUGCCAGUCCAUGCUAACUCCUGCAGUCUCACCGUCGAGACCAAUUAUUGAAUGGAUUAAAGGCCUCCUGGCCGUCCCCUUUGUGCUGCACUCGCAGCCCACCGCCGUCUACCAGGAACACAGUGAGAACCUGAUCGCCGUAGCGGCCGACACGCACCAGCGCUAUGCGGAGAUCUUCCGCGACGUGGAGAUGCUCAUCCGCGACCACAUAACCCACCAACAAGACGACGCCCCCGGUAAAUCCAAACUCAAACUCCUUGUCCCCACCGUAGGCACCUUCUUCACCCCCUUAUACCUCGUCGACGCCUUCCGCCGGCAAGACGCCCAACGCUUCAUCAGCCGACGACGCUUCGUGGCCCCUUCUUUCAACGACAUCCGGCUCAUUCUCAACUCGGCCCAACUCAUCGGUCUGGCCCGCACCACCGGCGUCGACCUCGUCACCUUCGAUGGAGACGUCACUCUGUACGACGACGGCGCAUGUCUCACGGACGACAACCCCGUGAUUCUACGCAUCAUGCGCCUCCUCCUGCAGGGACGGAAAGUCGGCAUCGUGACGGCAGCGGGCUACACCGACGCCGCGAAGUACUACGAGCGACUCAAGGGACUGCUCGAUGCGAUGUACGAGUCCGCAGAGAUGACGGAUGCUCAGCGCGCCGGGCUGGUCGUCAUGGGCGGAGAGAGUAAUUUCCUCUUCCGGUAUGAUCAUGCCUCGCCGUCGAGGUUGAGCUAUGUCCCUCGUGAGGAGUGGUUAUUGGAGGAGAUGAAGACGUGGCAGGAGGGGGAUAUCACGCGGCUGUUGGAUAUCGCCGAGUCAUCGUUGCGCGCGUGUGCGAGUAAUCUGAAUCUGCCGGUCGCGGUGCUGCGCAAGGAUCGCGCGGUCGGAGUGUAUCCCACGGAGAGAGGGAGGAUUAGUCGCGAGCAGCUGGAGGAGACGGUGUUGGUGGUGCAGAAUACGGUCGAGCGGUCGGAGGUGGGAGCCAGAUUGCCGUUUUGCGCCUUUAACGGUGGCAAUGAUGUCUUCGUGGACAUCGGCGACAAGUCGUGGGGUGUGCGCGCGUGUCAGCGCUACUUUGGAGGGAUUGAACCGGCGCGGACGCUGCAUGUCGGCGAUCAGUUUUUGUCGGCGGGAGCGAAUGAUUUCAAGGCGCGACUGGCAUCGACGACAGCGUGGAUUGCAAGUCCAGCCGAGACAGUGCAGCUACUGGACGAGCUGCAGGGGAUAUAA